UGUAGCUCUGUGGGAUUGAUGAACGUGAACGCGAACGCAAGCGAACGACCGUUAGUCGCAGCAGACACGGGUGACGAACAACAACAAGUUGGAGCGCGUUGCUGGCAAGCGGACCACGGAUUACGGAUCACGGAACACAUCACGGAUCGGUAGCUAAUGAAACCCAACGGCUAAUUGGAUUUCAAUGCGGAACUAAAAGUGACAAGCUCUGCGCGCAUUUCUGCGUUCAUUCAGUGUUUAUUUUCUUCUCUUCUCACUCGUGCCGUUUAUUUUGUGUGUGAUUCCUUAAAGCGAAAUCUAUUUAUUAUUGAAGAAGCCACACAUUAGCUAAAAUAAGGUGUGAAAAGUGCGUGAUAAUUUUCGAACAAUGCGUGCGGAUCAACUGGCCGCUACACGCUAAUCAGAACUCAGUUGUGGUUCAGCAAUUCACCUGUUUACAAAUCGAAACGCUAAACCCCAAUCUGGCUCUGGCAAAACGAAAUUCAAUCAGGCAACCCAACUGGCGUCGCGACGGCAUCAAUUUGUACAAAUUUCAUGCCUUAAUUGAAACCAACAAUAAGGCCAAGUGCGAAAAUUUAACGGCGCACCAAAAACCAAAAACGCUACAAGCGCGACAACUGUGCGAUACCAAUUAAAUCAGCGGACUAUAGCGACUACAGCAGUUGCAAUCUAAGCUUCAUCUUCUAGACGCGCGCACUCUGCAACAGAGCAGCAAAACGUUACAAUUGUGGAGUACUUUAAUCUGGAAAUGGACCCAGAGUCGCAGUGUCCGCAGUACGGCGAAGUGAAUCAGCUGGGCGGCGUCUUUGUGAACGGCCGGCCGCUGCCGAAUGCGACGCGCAUGCGCAUUGUGGAGCUGGCGCGUCUGGGCAUCAGACCCUGCGACAUUUCACGCCAGUUGCGCGUGAGUCAUGGCUGCGUGUCCAAGAUACUGGCGCGCUAUCAUGAGACGGGCUCCAUAUUGCCGGGCGCCAUAGGCGGCUCCAAGCCGCGCGUGACCACGCCCAAGGUGGUCAACUACAUACGCGAGCUGAAGCAGCGGGAUCCGGGCAUCUUUGCCUGGGAGAUACGCGAUCGUCUGCUCAGCGAGGGCAUCUGCGACAAGACGAAUGUGCCGAGUGUAAGCUCCAUUUCCCGCAUACUGCGCAACAAGCUGGGCAGCAUUGGACAUCAUCACAGCGCAGCCGCUGGCGCUUCGGCCGCGUCCCUAGGCAUGAGUAGCAGCGGCAGCAGUGGCUCCAGCGCCGGCAACAAUGCCUCCAAUGCUGGCAGCUCAGUACAGCACCCACACACACACUCCCACUCCGCCCACCAGCAUCACUAUCAUCAUCAGCAUACGGCAGCUGCAGUGGCCGCCAGUGCUCAUCAUGCGCAUGCCCACGCGCAUCUUUACAAUUCCAUUUACCAGCCGUACAGUGCGGCCGCUGCCUACAGCAUGAAAGCUGUCUCCUGCGGCAGUCCCUCGCCCCCGCAGUCGGCGCAGACGCAUCAGCUGCGCAGCGUGGCCGCCGCCCACUGGCCCUCAUCACAUUCGGUAACGGAUAUCCUAGCACAUCAUCAGGCAGUGGCGCUACGUGCAAGCUGCCAAGGCAACACAGUGUCGCCGCUGCCUAUGACUCCGUCUCCGGUGGCUGCCGCUACGGGCGGACAGCCGCUGCUCGACUGCGAGGGGGGAGCAGCACAGCAACCGCCCUAUAACUAUUACAUGUACUUUCAGAAUGGCGGAAUGCAUCAUCAUCAUCAUCAUGGCGGCAUGAUGACGGCCGGAGCCACGGGAUUAUGAGUGCCCGCAGCGGAUUAGUCAUUGGUGUAAGUGGGUUUGGUGGCGAAGGGUCCAACUACCAUAGUUAACAUACUUUAAGCAACGAACACUGAAACGAUUUUAGCGGGCACAGUUGAAUCAAGUACGGCGGCCCCAAGUCAGAGGGGAUCUCUUUAUACGGCGGCU
Drosophila busckii is the source of this 1948-nucleotide messenger RNA. RefSeq names its product paired box pox-meso protein (gene Poxm). Gene Ontology annotation, biological process: regulation of transcription by RNA polymerase II; anatomical structure development. Gene Ontology annotation, molecular function: RNA polymerase II cis-regulatory region sequence-specific DNA binding; DNA-binding transcription factor activity, RNA polymerase II-specific. The record is from RefSeq and is a predicted model, not a curated record. Lineage: Eukaryota; Metazoa; Arthropoda; Insecta; Diptera; Drosophilidae. The coding region runs from base 749 to 1783 and encodes 344 amino acids. The transcript has 2 exons.